CUGCCCGCCCGACCUGGCGGCGCAGUCUCGCGGGAUCGCUCAGCCCUCGCGCCCCGGGCCGCUCCGAGGCAGCUGGAGUCCCGACGCCUCCCGGAGCGCUCUCCGGGCGCGGUGGGCGCGCGUGGGCGGACGGCGGGAGCGCUUGACCCAGAACUCAUUUCAGGAAAAGAGCUUCUUCCUUCAAAAUGGCCAAAUAAUGAAAGAGGAAUCUGAACAUUUUAUUUUCGGAUGGAAAUCUGAGAAUGAAGAGAUCGAGCGAUUAAUCCAAGCCAUGUGCUAAAACCAGGAAGUUGAGGAAAAUGGAAAUGUUUACAUUCUUGUGGACGUGUGUUUUUCUACCCUUCGUAAGAGGGCACAGUCUUUUCACUUGUGAACCAAUCACUGUGCCCCGAUGUAUGAAAAUGGCCUACAACAUGACGUUUUUCCCUAAUUUGAUGAGACAUUAUGACCAGAGUACAGCUGCUGUGAAAAUGGAGCCCUUUCUUCCCCUUGCAAAUUUGGAAUGUUCACCAAACAUUGAAACUUUCCUUUGCAAAGCUUUCGUACCAGCAUGCACAGACCAAAUUAAUGUGGUUCCACCUUGUCGUAAGUUUUGUGAGAAAGUAUAUUCUGAUUGCAAAAAACUAAUCGACACUUUUGGUAUGCGAUGGCCUGAGGAACUUGAAUGUGACAGAUUGCAGUACUGUGAUGAGACUGUUCCUGUAACUUUUGAUCCACAUACACAGUUUCUUGGUCCUCAGAAGAACACAGAGCAAGUCCAGAGAGACAUUGGAUUUUGGUGUCCAAGGCAUCUUAAGACUUCUGCGGGACAAGGCUAUAAGUUUCUGGGGAUUGACCAGUGCGCGCCUCCAUGCCCUAACAUGUAUUUUAAAAGCGAUGAGCUAGAGUUUGCAAAAAGUUUUAUUGGAAUAGUUUCAAUAUUUUGUCUCUGUGCAACUCUGUUCACAUUCCUUACUUUCUUAAUUGACGUUAAAAGAUUCAGAUACCCAGAGAGACCAAUUAUAUAUUACUCCGUCUGCUACAGCAUUGUGUCCCUGAUGUACUUUAUCGGAUUCUUGUUAGGCGAUCGCACAGCCUGCAACAAGGCAGAUGAGAAGCUAGAACUCGGUAACACAGUAGUUCUGGGUUCUCAGAAUAAGGCUUGCACUGUUCUGUUUAUGUUUUUGUAUUUUUUCACAAUGGCUGGCACCGUGUGGUGGGUGAUUCUUACCAUUACAUGGUUCUUAGCUGCAGGAAGAAAAUGGAGUUGUGAAGCCAUUGAACAAAAAGCAGUGUGGUUUCAUGCUGUUGCAUGGGGAAUACCAGGUUUUCUGACUGUUAUGCUUCUUGCUAUGAACAAAGUUGAAGGAGACAACAUUAGUGGCGUUUGCUUUGUUGGCCUUUAUGACCUGGAUGCUUCUCGCUACUUUGUACUCUUGCCACUGUGCCUUUGUGUGUUUGUCGGGCUGUCUCUUCUUUUAGCUGGCAUUAUUUCCUUAAAUCAUGUUCGACAAGUUAUACAACAUGAUGGCCGGAACCAAGAGAAACUAAAGAAGUUUAUGAUUCGAAUUGGAGUCUUUAGUGGCCUGUAUCUUGUGCCACUGGUGACACUUCUGGGAUGUUACGUCUAUGAGCAGGUGAAUAGGAUCACCUGGGAGAUAACCUGGGUCUCUGACCACUGUCGUCAGUACCAUAUCCCGUGUCCUUAUCAGGCUAAAACAGAAACUCGACCAGAAUUGGCUUUAUUUAUGAUAAAAUAUCUGAUGACAUUAAUUGUUGGCAUCUCUGCCGUCUUCUGGGUUGGAAGCAAAAAGACAUGCACAGAAUGGGCUGGGUUUUUUAAACGAAAUCGUAAGAGAGAUCCAAUCAGUGAAAGUAGAAGAGUACUACAGGAGUCAUGUGAGUUCUUCUUAAAGCACAAUUCUAAAGUUAAGCACAAAAAGAAGCACUACAAACCAAGUUCGCACAAGCUGAAGGUGAUUUCCAAAUCCAUGGGAACCAGCACAGGUGCUACAGCCAAUCAUGGCACUUCUGCAGUGGCAAUCACUAACCACGAUUACUUAGGACAAGAAGCUUUGACAGAAAUACAAACCUCCCCUGAAACAUCAGUGAGAGAGGUGAGAGCAGAUGGAGCGAGCACCCCCAGAUCAAGAGAACAGGACUGUGGAGAGCCAGCCUCCCCAGCAGCAUCCAGCUCCCGACUCUGUGAGGAACAGGCUGACAGGAAAGGCCGGGCAGGCAAUGGGACUGAUAAGAUCAGCAUAUCUGAAAGUACACGGAGUGAAGGAAGGGUAACUCCAAAAAGUGAUGUUACUGAAACCGGCCCAGUGCAGAGCAGCAGCUUGCAGGUCCCAGGCUCUUCAGAACCCGGCAGCCUGAAAGGCUCCACAUCACUGCUCGUUCACUCAGCUUCAGGAGGUAGAAAAGAGCCUGGCACUGGAAGUCACUCUGAUACGUGAGAAGCAGGUUGUCCCGAUGCUGAGGAGUGGGUUCAUGUUACACUGGAAGUGACAGUACGCUGUCUUGUCCAUAUCACUGUUAUAUUCUUCUGCACUGACAGCUGCAUUGCCUACUGUUACGCUGGACACAAUAGAUUCCGAAAAUAAUAGAAUUCAUUUCACUCAGAGGUCAAUGAUGACAGUAUACCCAGAAAGCAGAAAUAUGCAGGUUAAUUAUUUUUUAAGUUGCGUGGGAGAAGGGAUUAGAGGAAUCUUCCUUUUCUAUUUAUGAAGAUUCUAUUCUUGUUAAAAGUAUUUUAAGAUGUACUAUAUGUUAUUUCACUUUUAUGGCAUAAAAUCAAGAUAUUUCCUUGCUAAAGUAUUUAAAACUUAUCUUUGUAUCUUUUUUAUAUAUUUGAAAAUAAGUCUAUAUGUAUUUGAACUUUUUUUUUAGAAUUCCUGGAAAAGCUAUUCAAAUAUUUUUAUGUUCUUCUGAUAUUUUAGCACUACUUUGGUAGCUUUUACACUGAGUUUCUAAGAAAAUUGAAAAAUAGUAUUCUUUUAUAGUAUAAAAAAUAACUGGCACCUGACACACUGGAAAGUGUUAUAACAGAAAUUCAACUUUAAAAAUCCAUUUAUUCCGCUUCAUCAUCUUCCCUGUGUGAAUUUUAUAAAGUCUUGUUUUAGGAAUUUUAUACAUCUGUUAUGCCACUAAAAUAAGGUGCUUGAUCUCCAGUGUUGAUUGUAUUAUGCUGCUCAUUGAUCGUUCUACAUUUUUAAAUAAUAUGUCCUGAAGGAUUAGAUGAAAUGUUACUCUUUUAAGCCAAGUGCAAUUGAUUUCCUUUAAAAAAAAAACUGUUUUGUGACCACUCAAGAUUGUAUUUGUAAGAUUUAUAGUUGCUAUCCCUUUAACUAUUUUUUUAACAUUUAGAAUACUGAAAUUUAUACAGUAUCUUUCUCAGACAUUAUGUGGAAUUCAUUUCUGCACUUAAAUAGGGUUUGCUGAACAUUUAAAAGUGUGUUAAAAAAUAUGUUAGCAAUAUUAGUGCCAGCCAAAUGGGGAAAAAAUGUAGUCCUGAUAAACAAAAUAUAUUUUAUAUAACAUACUUUAAAAUAUUAAAGAAUUUUCUUAAUUUUAUUUCCAAUUAAGUGUUAUACCUUGAAGAAUGGUUUCUAAUGCUUUGGGUUUUUUUCCUCUAUUUAGCAUAAGAAGAAGAUUAUCAUGUACUGUAUGGAAAAUGUAAAUACUAAGUUUUUGGCAUUUUUGAACUUUGUAUACAAAAACAUUGUAUGAGCUUUCCAGUAAUAAAAUUCUCUCUGUGUAAGA
Messenger RNA from Nyctereutes procyonoides (raccoon dog), 3744 nucleotides. It is a transcript of the gene FZD6, whose product is annotated as frizzled class receptor 6. Lineage: Eukaryota; Metazoa; Chordata; Mammalia; Carnivora; Canidae. The transcript is spliced from 7 exons. Gene Ontology annotation, cellular component: plasma membrane. The coding region runs from base 300 to 2438 and encodes 712 amino acids. Gene Ontology annotation, biological process: canonical Wnt signaling pathway; non-canonical Wnt signaling pathway. The record is from RefSeq and is a predicted model, not a curated record. Gene Ontology annotation, molecular function: Wnt receptor activity; Wnt-protein binding.